GUUGCGUUCCACAGCCACAGGCCACAGCCAUGACUACUACUACUACUACAACAAGCAGAGAUGAAUCCGACUACGACAGUAGCUGUUCUUCGACCACAGUGCUGGACUCCCGCCACAGCUGGAUAAGCGAUUUCAGCUUUGGCAGCAGGAGCUCUAUCUCAGUCUGCUCUUACAGUGACAACUCCCUCUCUUGUGCUCAAAAGCCGCACAAGGCCAACCAAGCUGCCUGGGAGGCCAUGAAGCGGCUUAGGGGAGAGAAUGGCCAAGUUGGGCUUGACCACUUUCAGUUGCUUCGCCGCCUUGGAAGCGGAGACAUCGGCAAUGUCUAUCUUUGCCGGCUCAGGAAUCCUGUCGUGGGCUUGCCUGAGUGCUUGUAUGCCAUGAAGGUGGUGGAUAGAGAAGCACUCGCGUUUAGAAAGAAGCUGCAGAGGGCAGAGAUGGAGAAGGAAAUACUGGGUAUGCUUGAUCACCCUUUCCUCCCAACUCUCUAUGCCGACUUUGAAGCUUCCCACUACUCAUGUCUGGUCAUGGAGUUUUGUCCCGGCGGCGAUCUGUAUGCUCUACGGCAGCGCCAGCCAGGGAAGCGGUUUAGCAUCUCAUCUGCUAGGUUUUAUGCAGCUGAAAUCCUCUUAGCUCUGGAGUAUCUACACAUGUUGGGGAUUGUAUACAGGGACCUUAAGCCCGAGAACGUGCUGGUAAGGGAAGAUGGGCACAUCAUGCUCUCAGACUUCGAUCUCUCCUUCAAAUGCGACGUGGUGCCCAAGCUUCUGAGAACGAAACCCAACCCAGAGGCUACACACAAGAACGUUAAGAGCUUGAUCCCUUCAUGUGCUACACCAAUACAACCUGUGCUUUCUUGUUUCCUAGCGUCUACUAAGAACAGCAAGAAAAAGAAGGAAGUGAGCUCGGGCGCAGUAGCACCUGCAGAAGUUGAUUUGCAGGAGGUCGAUCCCGAACUGGUAGCUGAACCCAUUAAUGCCCGUUCGAAAUCUUUCGUAGGGACUCAUGAGUACUUGGCUCCAGAAGUAAUCUCGGGGUCAGGCCAUGGAAGUGCUGUGGAUUGGUGGACUCUCGGGGUGUUCUUGUAUGAACUCCUGUACGGGAGGACACCCUUUAAAGGUGAAAACAAUGAGAAGACUCUCGUCAAUAUCAUUAAGCAGCCAUUGACCUUCCCUAGGAUUGGUGUCAGCAGUAGCAGAGAACUUGAAGAGAUAAUGAAGGUUCAAGACCUUAUAAGCAAGCUCCUGGUGAAGAAUCCAAAGAAGAGAAUAGGGAGCUUGAAGGGUUCAGUUGAGAUCAAGAGGCAUGAGUUUUUCAAGGGUGUCAAUUGGGCUUUGAUUAGGUCAGUUAAGCCUCCUGAAGUCCCCAGAGAUUUACACAAAAUUAAGAGCAAAGCUUCUUUACCAAAGCUAAGCAGAAAAGAAAGAGAGGCUACAUAUCAGCUCCCUCACCAUUUUGACUAUUUUUAAUUGUAAAUAAAUAUGAAUAGAUAGAGAUGAAACACCCAUCUUAUACUAAUGAAAGAGUUCUUUGUUUCUUCUGUUUUUGGUAGAGAAAUAGAAGAGUUAUUUACUUAUUUUGUGCUUUCUCUCUUUCUCUCUCUCUCUCUCUCUCUGUUGUGUGUUUAUUUGAAUCUUUUCUACACCUGAAAAAAGACUCAAGACCUAUUGACUACUGUUAUGCUUGA
Messenger RNA from Nelumbo nucifera (sacred lotus), 1687 nucleotides. RefSeq names its product protein kinase PINOID 2-like. The record is from RefSeq and is a predicted model, not a curated record. Gene Ontology annotation, molecular function: protein kinase activity; ATP binding. Lineage: Eukaryota; Viridiplantae; Streptophyta; Magnoliopsida; Proteales; Nelumbonaceae. Gene Ontology annotation, biological process: protein phosphorylation.